Molecule: messenger RNA, 1923 nt
Organism: Lotus japonicus
Lineage: Eukaryota; Viridiplantae; Streptophyta; Magnoliopsida; Fabales; Fabaceae
Product: pectinesterase/pectinesterase inhibitor PPE8B-like
Exons: 3
Coding region: 183-1721 (512 amino acids)
Biological process (GO): cell wall modification
Molecular function (GO): pectinesterase inhibitor activity; pectinesterase activity
Source: RefSeq, a predicted model, not a curated record
AGAAUAUGACACAUUCAUUGUUCUUUUGCUUCUUUUCAAUUUCAGAGCCCACCCUCUGAAAUUCCUACAUCAACAUUCGAUCGAAUCUCUUUACCUUUAAAUACUCCUCACCACCUCUCACUUUCUUGCUCAUUACAUCCUAAAACUUGUUUUUUAAUUUUUAUUUUCUUCUUUCUUCCAAAAUGGUUCUCUCUUCAACACUCACUCCCACCACACUCAUCCUCUUGCUAAUCCUGUCCCUCCAAGCCUGCACCACCCAAUCUUCUGCUGCUUCCGUCACUGAUUUCUCAGGAUCAGCCUGCCUCAGAGUUUCAACAACCAGAUUCAUUGACUCUGUAAGCAAAGUCAUUGAUGUUCUGGGAGAUGUCUCAUCCAUUCUCAAACCCUUCGCCAGCAGAAUUUUUCACAACUUUCGUCUCACAAACGCCGUGUCUGACUGUCUGGACUUGAUUGACAUGGCUUCUGAAGAUCUUAGAUGGUCUAUUUCCGCCACCCAGAACCCCAAAGGGAAGAAUAAUAGCACUGGAAACUUAAGCUCUGAUCUGAAAACAUGGCUGAGUGCUGUACUAUCACAUCCAGAGACUUGCAUUGAAGGAUUUGAAGGUACAAACAGCAUUGUGAAGGGUCUUGUAUCAAGUGGACUAGGGGAAGUGAUGUCCUUGGUGAGAGAGCUUCUUUUCCAAGUGGUCCCUGAUUCAGAUCCAUCAAGCACUAGCAAGGGUGGUGAAUUUCCUUCAUGGGUUAAAGCAGAGGAUGAGAAGCUCUUACAGGAAAAUGGGGUGGUUCCGGAUGCGGUGGUGGCGGCGGAUGGGAGCGGGAACUACACGACGGUGAUGGAGGCGGUGCUGGCGGCACCUGAUUAUAGCAUGAAACGUUUUGUGAUAUAUGUGAAGAAGGGUGUUUAUGAAGAGUAUGCUGAGAUCAAGAAGAAGAAAUGGAACAUCAUGAUGGUUGGUGAUGGCAUGGAUGUUACGGUUAUUUCCGGUAACCGGAGCUUUGGGGACGGCUGGACCACUUUCAAAUCAGCUACAUUUGCUGUCAGUGGUAGAGGAUUCAUAGCACGAGGCAUCACCUUCCAGAACACGGCAGGCCCAGAGAAACACCAAGCAGUAGCCCUGAGAUCCGACUCCGACCUCGCCGUGUUCUUCCGAUGUUCCAUCACCGGCUACCAAGACAGCCUCUACCCUCACACCAUGCGGCAGUUCUACAAAGAAUGCAGAAUCACCGGCACGGUGGAUUUCAUCUUUGGCGACGCCACCGCCGUCUUCCAAAACUGCAACAUCCAAGCUAGAAAAGGCUUGCAGGAUCAGAAAAACACAAUCACAGCUCAAGGGCGCAAAGAUCCUGGUCAAUCAUCUGGUUUCUCGUUUCAGUACUGCAAUAUCACUGCAGAUUCUGAACUUCUACCUUCAGUUGGUUCCAUCCAAACGUACCUUGGAAGACCGUGGAAGGAGUAUUCAAGAACAGUUUUCAUGCAAUCGUUCAUGAGUGAUGUGGUGAGUUCACAAGGGUGGUUAGAGUGGAAUACAAGUUUUGAUGAUACAUUGUUCUAUGGUGAGUAUUUGAAUUAUGGAGCUGGUGCUGGAGUUGGUAACAGAGUGAAAUGGGGAGGGUAUCAUGUGUUGAAUGAUUCAGAGGCUGGGAAAUUCACUGUUAAUCAAUUUAUUGAGGGGAAUCUGUGGUUGCCUUCUACAGGUGUAGCUUACACUGGUGGAUUGUGAGUUUGAAGGGAACUGGAAAUAGUGUACUUAUUAUAGAAGUUAUGAUUAUUAUUCAAAUUGUCACCUUCGCGUUCUAAUUCUGUUUGUGACUCUUGUGUUUUAGGCAAACAUGUUCGGUUGCCUUUUAGUUCAUCUGAAACUAUUACUUUGAGACCAUUUGAUAUUUUGCAUAGUGAUUUAUGGACGUCUCCUGUUUUAAGUA